This is a messenger RNA of Venustampulla echinocandica, 531 nucleotides long. RefSeq lists its product as uncharacterized. Lineage: Eukaryota; Fungi; Ascomycota; Leotiomycetes; Helotiales; Pleuroascaceae. The record is from RefSeq and is a predicted model, not a curated record. The coding region runs from base 1 to 531 and encodes 176 amino acids. The transcript has 2 exons.
AUGGCAACCGAAGUAGGAGGCUUCAUACAAUACGCCGGCCCAUUAUCCAAGAUACCGAAAGACUCCCCUGGCUUCCUCCUCUUCUCGCAAUAUGUAGCCGCCAUCGACGCACUUGAUCGCUCUUCUCAACUUGCCAUCCAACUCCAACACAUCCUUUCUCACGACGCAGUAUUCGUGACAAACGGAGGUCCUCCGGUACCUGCAGCGCAAGUACCAGAGAUGCUGAAGAUGCGAGAGGGGAUGCUGGCCGAAUUCUAUCACUUAGAUGAUAUCAAAGUCGUGUUCAUGGAAUAUGAAGAUGGGAGGAUGAAUUUGAUGUGCGAGACAACUUCCGUAUCGGUUUUCAAAGGCGACGAGAAGAGGGAAGACGUGAAGGUGAAUGAGUUGUUGAUCUUGCAAUUGGCUCCAGCGAAUGAUGGAUUGGGUGUUGGGGGUCUUUGGGUUACGGAAGUGAAGACUUACAUGGACGCCGGGCCUGUAAUGACGAAGGCAAAAGCAGUGAGAGAAGCAACGAGAGAUUGUGUCAAAUAA